Messenger RNA from Sarcophilus harrisii (Tasmanian devil), 1719 nucleotides. RefSeq names its product ankyrin repeat domain 16 (gene ANKRD16). Gene Ontology annotation, molecular function: protein binding. NCBI's taxonomy places the organism in Eukaryota, Metazoa, Chordata, Mammalia, Dasyuromorphia, Dasyuridae. The transcript has 7 exons. The record is from RefSeq and is a predicted model, not a curated record. Bases 71 to 1198 code for a protein of 375 amino acids.
ACCUCCCACGCCUCCUCACGCCGCGUGCGGCUUCGGAGCCGUUUCCAGAGCGCCAGGCACUGGCGCGGUCAUGGCCCGCCGCGGGCGCGGGGAGGAGGCGCAGCCGCAGGAGCGGCUCUUCAGGCUGGUGCAAGAAGGGCGGCUGGAACCCCUACAAGAGGAGCUUGGGGGAACGGAGCAAGGCCGCGGCUGGCGCGGGAAAACCGGGUGCCCGGCCAGGGGGGGCGACACCCUCCUCCAUGCUGCGGCCCGGCACGGCCAUCGGGACAUCCUAGCCUACCUGGUUGAAGCUUGGGAGCUGGAUAUCGAGGCCCCUAACAGGGACUACAAGCGUCCCCUGCAUGAGGCGGCCUCCCUGGGACACCGGGACUGCGUGCUGUACCUCCUGCAAAGAGGGGCAGCUGUAGACUGCCUGAAGAAAGGGGACUGGACUCCUCUGAUGAUGGCUUGCACGAGGAAAAACUUGGAAGUGAUCCAGGACCUUGUGGAGCAUGGGGCCAAUCCAGUCCUGAAGAACAAAGACGGUUGGAACAGCUUUCAUAUUGCCAGCCGAGAGGGUGACCCUGUGAUCCUUCAGUACUUGCUAACUGUUUCCCCAGCUGUCUGGCAGACAGAGAGUAAAAUCAGAAGAACACCUCUACAUACUGCAGCAAUGCAUGGCUGCUUAGAGGCAGUGGAGGUGCUUCUUGAGAGGUGCCAGUAUGAGCCAGACAGCAGAGAUCAAUGUGGUGUUACUCCAUUUAUGGAUGCAAUACAGUUUGGCCACAUCAGCACAGCUCAACUUCUCCUUGAAAAACAUAAGGCUUGUUUCACAGCCAAGGACAUCCUAGGUGCCCAAGCUUUACACAAGGCAGCAGUCACUGGUCAAGAUAAAGCCAUUCAAUUUCUAGUUUCUGAUCUUGGGGUCGGAGUUGAUGAGAGAGUCACAUUAAGUGGAUACACAGCUCUUCACUUUGCAUCUAAGGAGGGACAUACAAGUACAGUGAAGACUCUCUUGUCCUUGGGAGCUGACCUCAAGUCUAAAGAAGGAAAAAAUCGAUCUGCCCUGCAUCUGGCUUGUGCGGGUCAACACUUGGACUGCAUUGAGUUUCUCCUCCAAUGUGGACUAAAGGACUCUCCAGACAUUGAAGGGACUCUGGCUCGGGAGCUCAUAAAGAAACAAGACUUUCUUUAUUACUUUGACCAAAAAGUAGCAUGACCCACAAAUCCUCCUAAAAGAAGAAAAUUUUGAGCAGCAGUGUUACUAGCUUUCUUGCUAAUUUUUGGUUAAUAAACAUAUGACUACUGAAUUUGGACAUCACUGAGUGCUUUCAACUUCUCCUUUAUACCUGAGUAAGGAUGUCUGUGAUCAUCAGGAAAUAACAUCCAGAUUAACUUCUGGGAACCAUAGAGCUUUUGUUGUAUUCUAAACUCUGUUAUGAACAUGUUGUGAGAUCCUGACCCAGCAUACACUUCUUGCUUUGUACUUCAGUUUCUCUGCUUUUGAAGCUGAUACAAUAAUUUAUUCUGCUUCUUGAGGAAUUUCUAUGAGAGGAAUUAGAAUUUGCUCUUAAAAGAAUCUUCUGACUGCUCAGAGAAAGGUAUGAAAGUAUUAUAUUAUGGAUGGGGUUAAGCCCUAUUAAAAUUCAAGUUUCAUCUGAAAUUUACUUUAGAUUUGAGUAGUGAUACUCUGCUGUUCAUUUUGAUUUAUUAUUUCAUAGAUCUAUUUUUGAGUUGGUA